Messenger RNA from Chrysochloris asiatica (Cape golden mole), 3044 nucleotides. RefSeq names its product neutral sphingomyelinase (N-SMase) activation associated factor (gene NSMAF). Gene Ontology annotation, molecular function: protein binding. The coding region runs from base 81 to 2834 and encodes 917 amino acids. The transcript is spliced from 31 exons. NCBI's taxonomy places the organism in Eukaryota, Metazoa, Chordata, Mammalia, Afrosoricida, Chrysochloridae. The record is from RefSeq and is a predicted model, not a curated record.
UCCCCGGCCCGCGCCCUCGGCCGGAGGCGGCGGGGCCUGAACCCGAGCGCCUGGUGCCCGCGAACUCACUCAGUCCCUCCAUGGCGUUCAUCCGGAAGAAGCGACAGGAGCAGCAGCGGCAGCUCUACUCCAAGGAGAGAUUUUCCUUGCUGCUGCUUAAUUUGGAGGAGUACUACUUUGAACAGCACACAGCUAACCAUAUUCAGCAUCAAGGCACUCCAAAUGAAAGGAAAAUCAGAGGCUCUUUGAAAAUAUGCUCCAAAUCAGUGAUUUUUGAACCAGAUGCAGUAUCCCAACCCAUUAUUAAGAUUCCUUUGAGAGAUUGUAUAAAGAUAGGAAAAUAUGGAGAAAAUGGAGCCAGUAGACAUUUUGCAAAGGCAAAGUCUGGGGGAAUUUCACUCAUUUUCAGUCAGGUAUAUUUCAUUAACGAACAUAACAUUGUUGCACCAUAUAGAAUUGAAAGGGGAAAAAUGGAAUAUGUCUUUGAAUUGGAUGUUUCAGGGAAAGUGGAAGAUGUUGUGGAGACCUUGCUUCAGCUCCACAGAGCAUCCUACCUUGACAAAUUGGGGGAUCAAACGGCCAUGAUAACUGCUAUUCUACAGUCACGUUUGGCUAGGACAUCAUUUGACAAAAACAGAUUCCAGAGUAUUUCUGAAAAGCUGCACAUGGAAUGUAAGGCAGAGAUGGUGACGCCUCUGGUGACCAACCCUGGGCACGUGUGCAUCACUGAUGCAAACCUGUAUUUCCAGCCCCUCAAUGGGCACCCGAAACCUGUGGUCCAGAUAACACUCCAGGAUGUCCGCCGUAUUUACAAAAGGAGGCACGGCCUCAUGCCUUUGGGCUUGGAAGUAUUUUGCUCAGAAGAUGAUCUGUGCUCUGACAUCUACUUAAAGUUCUAUGAACCUCAAGACAGAAAUGACCUCUAUUAUUAUAUUGCCACCUAUCUAGAGCACCAUGUGGCCGAGCACACUGCUGAGAGUUACAUGCUGCAGUGGCAGCGAGGGCACCUGUCUAACUACCAGUACCUGCUGCACCUCAACAACCUGGCUGACCGGAGCUGCAAUGACCUCUCCCAGUACCCUGUGUUUCCGUGGAUAAUACAUGACUAUUAUAGUUCUGAAUUAGACUUGUCAAAUCCAGGAACCUUCCGAGAUCUCAGUAAGCCAGUCGGGGCCCUAAAUAAGGAGCGGCUGGAGAGGCUUCUGGCACGCUACCAGGAAAUGGCAGAUCCAAAAUUCAUGUAUGGAAGUCACUACUCUUCUCCAGGUUAUGUGCUGUUUUAUCUUGUUCGGAUUGCACCAGAGUAUAUGCUGUGUUUACAGAAUGGAAGAUUUGAUAAUGCAGACAGAAUGUUCAACAGUAUUGCAGAAACUUGGAAAAACUGUUUGGAUGGUGCCACAGAUUUUAAAGAGUUGAUUCCAGAAUUCUAUGGUGAUGAUGUCAGCUUUUUAGUCAAUAGCCUGAAAUUGGAUUUGGGAAAAAGACAAGGAGGGAAAAUGGUGGAUGAUGUCGAACUUCCCCUUUGGGCAUCAAGCCCUGAGGACUUUCUCCAGAAGAGCAAAGAUGCAUUGGAAAGCAAUUAUGUGUCAGAACAUCUUCAUGAAUGGAUUGAUCUAGUAUUUGGCUACAAGCAAAAAGGGAGUGCUGCUGUUGUGGCCCAUAAUGUCUUUCAUCCCCUGACCUAUGAAGGAGGCGUAGACUUGAACAGCAUCGAGGAUCCUGACGAGAAAGUUGCUAUGCUGACCCAAAUCUUGGAAUUUGGGCAGACACCAAAGCAGCUGUUUGUGACCCCACAUCCUCGAAGGAUCACCUCACAGUUUAAAAGUUUGUCCCAAACAUCCAGUCGCAAUGUGUCCCUGGUUGAUUCCCCAGGUGAAGAGUCCUUUGAAGACCUGACUGAAGAAAGCAAAAUCCUUGCCUGGACAAACAUCACCAAGCUACAGUUACACGAGCAGUAUAAGAUCCACAAAGAGGCAGUGACCGGAAUAGCAGUCUCUUACAAUGGCUCUUCAAUCUUUACCACGUCCCAAGAUUCCACCUUGAAGAUGUUUUCUAAAGAAUCUAAAAUGCUACAACGAAGUAUAUCAUUUUCGAAUAUGGCUUUAUCGUCUUGUUUACUUCUACCAGGAGAUGCCACUGUCGUAAGUUCUUCGUGGGAUAAUAACAUCUAUUUUUAUUCCAUAGCAUUUGGAAGACGCCAGGACACAUUAAUGGGACAUGAUGAUGCUGUUAGUAAAAUCUGUUGGCAUGACAACAGGCUAUAUUCUGCAUCAUGGGACUCUACAGUGAAGGUGUGGGCUGGCAUUUCUGCCGAGAUGACAGGCACCAAACGCCACCACUUUGACAUGCUUGCAGAGCUGGAACAUGAAGUCAGUGUAGAUACAAUCAGUUUGAAUGCUGGGAGCACACUCUUGGCUUCAGGCACCAAAGAAGGCACAGUGAGUAUUUGGGACCUCACCACUGCCACCAUGUUGCACCAGAUACCAUGCCAUUCCGGAACUGUGUGUGAUACUGCUUUUAGCCCAGACAGCCGCCACAUCCUGAGUACAGGAGAAGAUGGCUGCCUUAACGUCAUAGAUGUGCAGACAGGCAUGCUUAUCUCAUCUCUGACUUCACAAGAGCCACAGAGGUGCUUUAUCUGGGAUGGAAAUUCCGUUUUAUCCGGAAGUCAGUCUGGUGACCUGUUUGUUUGGGACCUCCUUGGAGCAAAAAUCAGUGAGAGAAUUAAGGGCCACACAGAUGCUGUGACCUGUCUGUGGAUGAAUGAGCAGUGCAGCAGCCUCAUCACAGGAGGAGAUGACAAGCAAAUCAUGUUCUGGAAACUGCAGUAUUAAGUGCCUUUUCCUCUCCUGGAUCAAUGCGACUGCUAACGUAUUGUCAAACUUUAGAAUGAAUUGGUGACUAUGCAAUGACAGUAAUUCGAAAUUUCCCACGUGGAAAAUCUCUGGUUUUAAACUUUCUAAAUCAUGACUUUAUUGAAAGUCACUAAUUGCCAGCUUCUAAGGCAGAUAAAGACACAACAGUAUUCAGGAAAAAACAUUACA